AUGGGUUGGGUUCACGGCAUGAGGAUGUUAGAGUUUGGAUGCAGGAAAGUUGUGCAUAAUGGAAAUCCACAUGAGAGUGAAGAGAAGAGACCAGGAACACCUGGACAUCUGACAGAUGAAUAUCAGUCGGACUCCAUCGGUAACACUCCAGAAAACUUCCGAGAGGAUUUUUCGAGCGGCUCGCCGCAGAUUCGUCGCUUUUAUGUCUCCGGUCGAUGUCCGCGUGUCGAUGACGAGCUCGCGCCAGUGACGCUCGAGCCCAUGGAACACGAGUGGAUGAUGUGCGCGUCUGACGGUCAGUGGGAGAGUCUCCACCGGCUGCUCGUCAGCGAUCCCACCCUCAUUACUAGAAAAGACUUCGUAACAGGAUUCACCUGUCUGCACUGGGCUGCAAAGCUAGGCAAACACGAACUGAUCGCGAGGCUCGUCAACUUUGCCCAAGAACAACAAGUGUCCAUGAACAUCAAUGCGCGCUCCAGCGCAGGUUACACGCCUCUGCAUUUGGCGGCGAUGCACGGUCAUAUUGAGGUGGUGAAAUUAUUAGUCGGAGCUUUUGAGGCCGACAUAGAGGCGCGUGACUACAACGGUAAGAGAGCGUGUCAGUACCUGAAGAACGACAUUGCGCAAAACAUUCUUGACAUCGUGGGCGCGUUUGUAGAAACUGACGCAGAAAACGCGGAUGCUGGGGACGCGACUCGCUGGAGACUGUCGAGAGUUCUUCAGGCCAAUCUGAGACCUCUUAAAGCUCAAUACCACUCCAACAGCCAAGAGGAAAGCGUCGUGUUGACCAAACAGAAAUCUUUCCGCAGGAAAUCAUCCUUUAGUAAAAAGAAACCCGGUUUUCGUAAAAUCCGCCCGGGGACUCAGAUAAUCCACAGCACGUCUGUCUUUGACAGGCUUGAGAAAGAAGAGAAUCUGAAUCCAUUAAGACGCAAAUCAAGCCUCUUCGAGUGACGCGGAAAGUAUUGUAAUUCAUCGGUGUUAUUAUUUUGCGAAUUGUAUGAAUGUUUUUUUGAAAAGCAAAUCUUUAAUGUUAUGUUAAAUAAGAAAUUGACCAAAAACAGUUUCUAACAUACAAUUUCUGAUCUUAAUUUUGUGCUCCAAUAUGUUUUUCUGUAAAGCUGCUUUGCAACAACCCUGGUGAAAAAUAAAUGUACUUGUUUCAAUGGUUGCCUACACAGUAGAGGUGUUGCUAGACCUAAAGCUCUACUGCAGUGGUUCUCAACACUGGCUCGCGAGAUUGAAGGAUUUUUAAAUCUUCCCGCGUGUUCAAAAAGUGGAAAGAAAGGCAGCUCGAAUAACUGUUGAAGUUUAUUGAUCAGAAACAGCGCUGGGUUGUUUCAGACACAACGUCUUACACCGGACAACAACCCAGCGGGGAGGGGUUACAACAUAUUUAUAGUGUGUAAGUGAGAGGGUGCGUCUUCUUUCUUUUCUGUUGUCCACCCUGGUUUUGUCCAAUCAAUUUCUUCUUCUUUGUCUGCAACUUAUCUGCAAAACAUAAAAUGACACGACACCCCCACACCCAACUUCUGCAUAGCUGAGUACUCAGAUAAUGGUAUGUGUGUGCGUGCACCUUUUUGUUCCACCUUUGGUUUGACCCUUUAAUUUAUUGUCUGCACUCACAUUCCUAGAGGCACCAACUGCCUUCUGCUGCUUACCCCAAUCUUUGUACGCAAGGCUACACACACACACACAUAUUAUGUUCAUCAAAAACUGUAAUAAAGAAUAAAGAUUUGAACGUAAUAAAACUUAUUAAAAAACUCCUUCAAGAUCCAUUUUCCUGCUGAGUUUGGGGGUACUUUAAUGAGAUAUGCCAAACAAUCUGCGUGUUCCUACAGUUGAGCGCGUCUGUUCCUGAUUAGCCCCUUCAGGUGUUUUAUCAGAGUUGGGACUAAACUCGGAUGAAAAAUGGAUCUCAAGAGCCAGAGUUGAGAACCACUGCUCUACUGCGACAGAGGUCUCCGUUAUUUUUUCUAUCACUUUUUAGAGAUGUCCCGAUACCAUUUUCCCCUUCCCGAUUCCCAUACCAGGGCCCGUUUUUUCAAAAGGUUUAAUCCGGAUAAAAUUGAUCCGGAUUUAGUAAUCCUUUUUUUGCGAUCCGUGAUCACGUUAUCCAGCUUACUUUUGGAGCCAGUUUUUUAAAGCAACAUCGGAUUGGAUCAAUCUGAUCCGGAUAGGAACUUUUCAGGAUCACCAAAUCUGGAUAACCAGUGCUGGAUAACCAGUGCUCAAACAGGAUAGGAAAUCGCAAUGUAGAACUAUAGAUAUGUAAAGAGCAACAAGUAGAAUAGCCAGUGUGGGGUCAAUAUAAGUUUAUUUUUAUUUGAAAUGAAAACACACAAAACAAGAAAAACCCCACCCCAUCCUCUUCCAGCAGUCCGCUCAUCUGAGACCUACAACACAAACAAUUGAGCAAUUGAGCGUUUAAAUGGAGUUCUGAGAGUGGAACCACAGAAAGCAAGCAUGCAACAUAACCCUUGCCUGUAAUGUCCUGCACAACAUCGCUACUAAGUGCAAUGUCCCUCUCUCUGCUGACAAUGAUGCACCUGAGACCCUUGGAGACCCUAACCAACCUCAUGCAUUCUGCCAGAACAAGCAAACAGGACGUGCAACAAGGGACAAAAUAGUUAGACACUAUUUCUGAUUUGGAGGGUUUUGGAUUUCAAAAAUCAGUGAUUGCCAUUCUUUGCAUUUUUUUGGUUAUUCUGUAAUCAUUGCAUGCAUCACUAAUACAUAUUCUAAAAACAAAAAUAUUUUCGAUUGUGAUGAAUAUAUAUAUCAAUUAGUGACAGAAUAAAAUUUAUUGUUUUUGGUCAAUUUUGACAGCUGUUUAGAGGAUUAUUUUAUGAGGCCAAACUCUUUCUACUUUGCUGUAGGCCUAUACUGAAAGGCUGAAUACGUUAAAGUUUACCUAAUCACUGUAG
Molecule: messenger RNA, 2927 nt
Organism: Triplophysa dalaica
Lineage: Eukaryota; Metazoa; Chordata; Actinopteri; Cypriniformes; Nemacheilidae
Gene: sowahcb
Product: sosondowah ankyrin repeat domain family Cb
Exons: 2
Coding region: 1-954 (317 amino acids)
Molecular function (GO): protein binding
Source: RefSeq, a predicted model, not a curated record